Scutellospora calospora is the source of this 752-nucleotide messenger RNA. NCBI's taxonomy places the organism in Eukaryota, Fungi, Glomeromycota, Glomeromycetes, Diversisporales, Gigasporaceae. The record is from the annotation of a GenBank genome assembly.
AUUUUUCUAAUGAACUUGCUUCGCAAGUAUCAUGCUAUGGAUUGCCUUAUGGAUUUUUUGGGAUAAUUUGUUGGUCAUUAUCACUUUGUUGCAUUGCUUUAGCAAAAGUGAGAUUUCCUCUGUUUUCACCAUGGUUAUGGUUUAAACCUUAUAAAGCUCAGCAUCCGCUCAUGGCAAUCAUUGUAACUAUCAUGACGGUCGGUCCAACUAUAUAUACUUGUAUUCAUUGUCAUGGUGAAUUAAUGAUUGUGCUUAUUGCCAUCGGUCAACUUACACCAUGGAGUCUCAAAUUCGUGUAUGAUGCUUGGUUUGAAAACAAUGACUUACUAAAUAAUGUAAAUGAUAAUUACCAACCAAAUAAUGUUAUUAACCAAAGUAAAACAGCUAUUAUAUAUUCUUAUAUUGGUUCUUACUUGGGACUGUUGCUAUCUGCUUCUGGCUGGGUUGGCUUGACUGGCAUAAUUAUUAAGUUGAUAAAAUUAGAGAGUAUAGUGGGUCAAUGGAUAUUUUUAAUAUAUUCUGGUCCCCUUUUGCUAUUAACAUUAUUAUAUUUUUGUUCUAAUUAUAGAGGUGGUAUUACUUUUUACCUUUUCUUAAGCAUUCAUAUUAUAGGUUCGCAUAUGAUUCUUGCUUUAGUUUCGAAUAAUUGGAGUGGAAUUAAUUUUUCUCAUAUUGAAAUGGAUUUUGCAAUUGCUUUCUUUAUUGGAAAACGUUUGUUAUUCGUAGAUUUACCUAAUCAUUUCUUUUUGUGA